CCGCGGCCUCGCCGCCACCCGGGCGCCACGGAGAAAAACCAGGCCGGAUGGGAGCGAUGGUGGCGCAGACCUGGAGAGGCAGGACAGGACGGCCCGGGGCGCGGCGGGGCGCAGAGCCGACGGCGAAUCUGCCGGCAGUCCUGCGACCCCGCUCUGCCGCUCACAGCAGCUUGAACGUGUGAGGUGUUCUCGUCCCCCCCUUCCCCGCCCCAGGGGGAGGUGCGGGCAGAGUCUGCCUCGCCGUGAUGGUUCGAACUAGCCAAUAGUUGCCGGAGAGCCGCCCUCCACGGCCAAUGAGCGGGAGAGGAGGUGGUGCCAGCGAGAUAGGCUGUGCCGCCCCCCGCUCGCAUCCUCUCGGUGGUUCGAACGCGACCAUUUUGCGGGGGGAGAUCGGCGAGAGGCAGCGACCGCGGUGGCAGCGGAGCGGUGACCGGGGCCGGGGGGGGGGGGGCGUGCGGCCCACGCAGAGGAGCGCGCGUGUCCCGCGGCGGGGCGCGGGCCUGCGGCGCGUCGGAGCGAGGAGAGGCGGCUCCGGAGGCACGGGCCGAGGCGCAGGGCCCAGGGAUCCCGCUCGCUCCAGGCAGGGGACGGGCGACGCCGAGCCCGCACCAGACGACCGUUGGUUUCUCCUUUCCUUCAGCGCUGCGCGACGUCCCCCGGGCUGGGCCCGCACCGCCGGGGAAAAUGUCCAGGCCUGUCAGGAACAGGAAGGUGGUCGAUUACUCCCAAUUUCAGGAAUCAGAUGAUGCUGAUGAAGAUUACGGAAGAGAUUCAGGUCCCCCAUCCAAGAAAAUCCGUUCAUCUCCUCGGGAGGCUAAAAAUAAGAGGCGAUCUGGGAAGAAUUCUCAGGAGGACAGUGAGGACUCAGAAGAAAAAGAUGUGAAGACUAAGAAAGAUGAUUCACACUCAGCAGAUGAAGAUUUUGGCAGUGAGGAUGACGAUUUAGGAGCAGAUGAUGGCAAAGCUGACAGUGACUAUGAGAGCUCUCAAAAAAGCAAAAAAGGAAAAAAGGCUAAACCAGAAAAGAAUAAGAGAGCAGCCUCCAAAUCCAGGAAAAGGCCUGCAGAGGACAGCGAGGACGAAAAAGAAGACCACAAAAAUGUGCGUCAGCAACGACAGGCAGCAUCCAAAGCAGCUUCUAAACAAAGAGAGAUGCUUAUGGAUGACGUGGGUAGUGAGGAGGAAGAACAAGAGGAUGAUGAGGCACAGUUCCAGGAGACAGAUUCAGGAAGCGAUGAAGACUUCCUCAUGGAAGAUGAUGAUGAUAGUGACUAUGGCAGUUCAAAAAAGAAAAACAAAAAGGCUUCCAAGAAAUCCAAACCGGAGAGGAAAGAAAAGAAAAUGCCGAAGCCCAGGCUAAAGGCUACAGUGACCCCCAGUCCAGUGAAAGGCAAAGGGAAGGCAGGCCGCCCCACGGCAUCCAAGGCAACAAAAGAAAAGACCCCGUCCCCCAAAGAAGAGGAUGAAGAGCCUGAAAGUCCUCCAGAAAAGAAAAAAUCAGCUAGCCCUCCACCAGAGAAGUCAGGGGAUGAAGGAUCUGAAGAUGAAGCACCUUCUGGUGAAGAUUAAAUGGCAGUUGAGGAAAUCUUUGUUUAAAAAAAAAAAAAAAAAAGGAAAAAAAAAAGAAAACAUACUUAGGGGUAGAACACGGUUUUGGCUGUGGCUUGACUCAUGGGCUUUGAAUGCUGUCUUUACUUUCAGCUGUUUAAUACAGUGUAUCCUUUUUUUAAUAAGAGGAAACCCUUACAUGGUGAUCUUUUGAAGUCAAUGUUUUCUGUUGGCCAUUCCGUUUUCCCUCUCCUUCCAAAUCUGAAAGCCAUUUGAGACAAAUUAAGACCAUUUAAGUUUUUUUUUUUUUCAAGUGAUACCGCAGUUGUGAAGCAAUAAGGUUUGAGACUGAUAUGUGGAAACCAUACUUAUAAAUCACUAAGUAGAAUAGAUUGCCCAGUGCUGGUAAGAGUUCUUUAAAAGUGUUAUUUUCUACUUGAAUAUGUAGAAGAAAUGGACCUGUGCUUUAAAGAUUUCUGUUGAUACAGGUUCACUCUCAGAAAAAAUGUAGUUCGUACAAAUUCCAAUUGAGGAAGAGGAAACAUAGGGAAGAAACGUACGUUUCUUGGAUUUAGGCACAUUUGUCAUGGAAAGCAAUCAAGACACUUGUAGAUGGUCCACUGUUUUUUUUUAUUUAGAAAAGACCCUCCAAUUAGAAUGCGACAUCUUUUGUCUUUGCCGGAUAGAAUACUAUUCUGCUUUAGGCAGAUUGCAGUUUGUUCUACACAAAUUCAGAUACACAACCUACAAGCUUCUCACAUCCAUUAACUUUUCUUUUUAACAAGGUUGGCUAUAGAUGAGCAGAAUAGCAAAGAGAAAUUGAAGACCAUUUUUAAAACUCUGGUUUCCAUUUGAUAUUGUGGAAAUGUCUUUCAAGUUUUUCCAAGGAAAAAAAAAAUCAUGGGUAGUAUAAACUUAAUUUUUUUAUCCUUUGGGGCAUGGGAUAUCCUUUUAUAAAUGUGAAGCAAAGGAUUCCUGUAAUGCUCUGGUCAGUCUCGGAUCCCAUGAGUCACGCUUAAGUGUUUAUCUUCUCCCUCCAUCUGUCCUCAGGCUCUGUAGUCGUAUCUCUCAGCCUCUCCAGCUCAGUGUUGGACAGCAGACUUCCAUCGAUAGUGAACAUCACCACAAUACACCUUCAUUUCUUCAUCCUUCCAUUCUACAGAGUGGGAGGCUUUGCUCCCACAUCAACAUGUCUGCUCCUAACAUGUCAUUGUUCUGCUCCCUAAGCUGAAGUGUUGAACGGGAACAGUAUUCAAGGAGAAGCCAGGAGGAAGUGGAGUUUGGAAGCAGUGUAGCAGGGCUGUCGUUUUAUAACAAAAACAGGAUGUCCCUCUAAAUGCAAGACACUUGAGAUAUAUGUGGUGGCAUUUUAAUGUGUUUUUAUCAAAGCAGCCAUAUCCUUUUUAAAAAUGUUAAUCAAGCCUUGGUUUUCAGACCCUAAUACAGAUGUUGCUGCCUCUGGUUUGUUGGUGGAAAUAUUGAAAACUAGACCUGCCAUUCUUUUUCUCUUUCAUUAAACUCUUUGUGCUUUCUGUAUGUUGUUCCCAGUUAUCUUAUAGCUGACAGGCUUUUUUGUUGUUGUUGUCUUUUUUUUUUUUGGUCAUCAUAGAUCUACACAUUUCAUAACCAGCCUUUUGAAGGUAACAUAAGGCAGCUAAUUAGUUGUAUUUCUGGAUCACAUGCUACCAGAUUUUUAAUCCUGUUUGGAUUUUAGAGAACUUUUAGUUGUCGUACACUAAUAUGACCAGGAGAGACACUUGACUGGAUGGCAUAGGGAGCCUGAAGAUGCUGAGCAAAGUGUGGAGUCCAAAAUACGUAACGGAAUGUUAGUACAACAGCCGAGUGAUUGUCUUGUGUGAUUCAUAGCCAUGGAUUUUACUGAGGCUGGUAAAUUACCUUGGCUUACAAGAAAUUAAGUUCUCUAACAUUCUUUACUAUAAUGAAACUAUUGUUGCCAUUACAAUAAAGAUGAUCGGUGUUUCCAUUGUAAAUCUUUUGUUUUUUAAGGGGUUUAAUUUUGCAGAAGAGCUUAAGGAUGGAGUGAAGUGUCAGUUUUGAAAAAGAAGUGAAUGUAAUGCCUUCUCCUCUCCCAUACCUCUUCCCACUUGCAGAUUGCUGGGAGAGCAGAGCCUCUUGCAUUCUUUUCAGUUCUAGUCCAGUGCUUCUUGGGCAAUAUGGGGAAAAUAAGCGGCCAGGUUUUAAACAACAUUUGAAUUAAGUUUGAGGGUAGCAUACAGUUUUGUCUCUGGUCAACAUAGUUGUUUUCCUUUAGGCCAGAUUAUGGUUCAAGUUAUUUGUGUCUGUUGGCUUCUUAGGGUUUUUGUGGUAUUAAAAUGCACAAGGAUCACUGAAAUCUAGAAUACCUCUAGCUGAUCUGGUCAAGCAGCUGUUCUUUUACCUGCUAGACCUGGUUUGUUGUUUUGGGUUUUUUUUUUUCCUGAAGAGUGUAUUUUUUAAGUUCCACUUAAAUUAUAUUUUUGGGGUUUUUUUCUAACAUGGUUAAGUAAGUUAAGGCUGUGAAAAAUGUUUUUUUUAUUCUCAGUUCAGGUGUUGGACUGGAUUAUUUUAUGCCUAGUAGUUUUGGCCCUUUAUCUUACAGAACUGUUCUGCUUUCUCAUCUGUUCAUCUCUCAUGGCUGUUGCAGGCUGCAUGAUGCUGGAGUUUGUCACAGCCCAAACUACGUAAAUCCUGUACUGCUUCUGGGAUUUUGUAACUUUUUCUAUAUCUAACCGUUUUGCUGAUUGGUGCAUACACUAAGCCCUAACGGUCUCUAGGUUAGUGUGUUAGAAAUACAGCAGUUUACAUUUUACAGAUGCAAGAAAAUUGUGAAGGUUCAGACAUUUUAACCUUUUUUUUUUUUUAGUGGACAUUUUUCAGUAGCUGCAGACUUCACAUUUUCAACUGUCCUUUCUAACUAAUUUGUCUUAAGCAUUCUCAUUUUUUUGAAGGAAAGCUGCAAGUUAGGAACACGAAUAGUUCUUCACAGAGCAGAAAGUCUCGUUCAUGCAAGAAGACUUUGAAAAGAUUGUCUUCUCUUACACAGCUAUAGUUUUGGAGCCUUUGCAGAGAGGUCAAUGGAUUUAUUUCAAAGUUUAGUAAAUCUAAUGCCCUGCCUGGUCUCACUUUUAAAAUAGUGUUCAUAACUAACUUCCUUUAUAUAUCCUUUUGUACAUUCAGUUUCUGAAUCCAUGCCACCACAUCCAAUUUUGCAGUGAGUUUCCAAUAGUGUUGCCUUUAACUGGCCACAAGGCUUGAUCAGGAAAAAAUUUGGAAUUUCAGUUGAGACUUUCAUACUAAAGAUUAUUAGCUUCAGUUUUGUUUGAUCAUGAAGAUGCCAAACAUGCCAAGCUAAAUAGGUUUCAGAAUGGAUUGUGGGAGAGAGCAAGACUUAGAAAUGGGGCAGCCAAGAAGCUUUUAAUUUUAUUGGUUUUAACUUUAUGAAAGCAGAGGAGCGUAUGGAGAGAGAAGCAGCACACCUUGGGUGGCUUCUGCUAGGGAACCUCGCCAAGGCAAGGUUACGCUUCAGAGCGUGCUCAGCUCCUGGGCUACCAGGGUAGUGGCAGAAAAUGUGCUUGAAUUCCAUGUUUUGUUUUCUUCUCUCCCCCCUGCCUUCCCCCUCCGCUGGCGAAGGUCACAAAGGUACAGCAGACACUGAAGCACCCAAGUUAAGGAGGGAAGGAGGUAAACUAUAACAUGCUGGAAGCUUUUGAGCUGUAGAAACUGGUGCUUCGCUUUAUGUAAUUUGUGAAGUGUUUAUUUUUAUAACAGAUCAUAUUGUUGAACACAUGGUUCUUAAAAGCUACGAACUGAUCCAUGAGUCUGAUAUUGCAGAAGUGGACGUUCAUAUGUUGAGGGAGGCAGGAUGUGAAAAUGGGAGCAGAUGGAUAGUCAAAGGGACACUGUCACAGAAUAGUUGGUGGCAUACUGGAUAUGUCAGCUGGGAGAGGGUCACCUCUAUAUGUCAAAACUCUAUGUAUUGUGUAUGAUCAAAUAUAAAUUUUUCUCUGAAUUCUGACUAUUUUCCUACAACUUUGCGAGGUUGAAAUACAAGUUCUGCUGGUGAAACUAGGAAGGAAAACUACCUAUUCUGUUCUUACUGUCCAAAGUGACUUUUUUUUUUUCAAGUGCUAUGAGGAGUAUCAUGUUGACAGUGUCCUUUCGAGACCUCCCCAAAUCAAGUGUACCUUCCUUUUAGACUUCCAGCUUCAGUAGAUGACUGGCAUUUGAAUGUCUUUUCGUUGAACUCUUUAUAUUAAAAACAAACCACAAAUGUUUCUAAGUCUAGUCAAGUUCUCACCACGUGCUGACUGCGUAUCAACCACUAUUGGAAAGGUGUCUAGACUGCCUGCCCCCUUCAGCCUCGCAAAUUGUCUGGGUCCAUCAGCCUGAGCAUGCUCUGUGUGACUGCAAACACCAUUGUGCAUAUGCUUUGUAUAUUGGGGCAAGGGUUUUUUAUAUAUAUAUUUUGGGAGGGGUAGUGGGUGGGAUGGAGAAUUACUCAAUCAGCUUAAGCCAGAAUAAUGUGUGUAAAAGCCCCUGAAGUAUUUUGUGUGUGAGUGCGCGAGUGUGAGUGCGCGCAUGGGAGUGUCUGACAUCUUAUUCCCCUUGUGUUCUGAAGACUUGUGAGUUUUAACUUUUUUUUCUGCAGAAGCAAUUGUUAAAAAAAAAAAAAAUUGUAAAUAAGAGCUACAUAAUUUUGUUUAACCAUGAACAUCAUGUCACAGCAAACCCUGAAUAAUCACUUUGAAGGUAGAUGAGGAGACUCCAGGUAGGACCUUGUGCUCUCAAGCAAGGCGUCAUUAUGUGGUAUGCAAUGAAUAUUUGUCUGGACUAUUUGCCAAUCCCCCAUUGAGCUUUUCUAAAAUUCAAGCUCUUUGCGGUUCCCCUACCCAUCGCUUGUAGGGUUCUUAUGUUUGGGUUUUUUUGGUUGGUGGUUUGUUCUUAUUUUUUUAAUCUCAAGAGCAGACAGGAAAGGGGCAGCUACAAAGUGUUCCAGUGCUGCUGGUGUGUGACUGGUGCCACUGGGCACGAUAGAGUCGGUAACUCUUGCAAUACCUUGACAACACUGAGAUCUGCCGCACGGUACUAGGAGUUAAGUCUGAAUGUAACAUUGAUGCUUUAUUUAAAAUAAAAACACUUUUUUGGUAAGGGGUUGAAGUGAACAUGACUGUUGACCAUGUUCGUGAAUUUAUAGACAAAACAUUCAUUGGUAGAAUUGUGUGAUGGUCUUUUGUGCUACUUACUUUUACAUAUUCCAGUCUCUGUAUGUACCUGCAAAGAAAGAAAGAAGAAAAAAAAAAACCCUGCUUUGCUUUUACUGAAAGGGUUCCCAGGACUGCAUACCUGCUCCUGAGCUCUGUUUUAAGUAUGUGUAUCCUUCGCUUGUAUUUUGUAUUAAAAAAAAAAAACCACAAGGAAAAAGAACCCUUUAUUGUUCAGCAUGUUGGAAUUGUGUCCCCUCUUUUAUUUUUCUCUUUUUGGAAAUAUUAAGCAACUCAUUCUUCUGUAUCUUUUAUUUUCUUUUGUAAACUUUUUGGUUUUGUUUAAAAAUGGCUUUAUAAAAGGGCUUUUAUAACCCAUA
Colius striatus (speckled mousebird) is the source of this 7129-nucleotide messenger RNA. It is a transcript of the gene NUCKS1, whose product is annotated as nuclear casein kinase and cyclin dependent kinase substrate 1. Gene Ontology annotation, molecular function: double-stranded DNA binding; single-stranded DNA binding. Gene Ontology annotation, cellular component: cytoplasm. The record is from RefSeq and is a predicted model, not a curated record. Bases 685 to 1569 code for a protein of 294 amino acids. NCBI's taxonomy places the organism in Eukaryota, Metazoa, Chordata, Aves, Coliiformes, Coliidae. Gene Ontology annotation, biological process: interstrand cross-link repair; double-strand break repair via homologous recombination. The transcript has 8 exons.